CCACUUUCCCGGAGCUGGGGCGGAGAGGCAGGAAAACUUCCUGGCCGGGGCUCGGGACGCUGGGUCGCCAGCCCCGCAGUCCCGCCUCCCGGUGCCACCCCUCCCCCGCGCCCCCCAGUGUCCGCCAUGGCCAAAGCCUACGACCACCUCUUCAAGCUGCUGCUGAUCGGGGACUCGGGGGUGGGCAAGACCUGUCUGAUCAUUCGCUUUGCAGAAGACAACUUCAACAGCACUUACAUCUCCACCAUCGGGAUUGACUUCAAGAUCCGCACUGUGGAAAUCGAGGGGAAGAAGAUCAAACUGCAGGUCUGGGACACAGCUGGCCAAGAGCGAUUCAAGACAAUAACUACUGCCUAUUACCGUGGGGCCAUGGGUAUUAUCCUAGUGUAUGACAUCACUGAUGAGAAAUCCUUUGAAAAUAUUCAGAACUGGAUGAAAAGCAUCAAAGAAAAUGCCUCAGCUGGAGUGGAGCGACUCUUGCUGGGGAACAAGUGUGACAUGGAGGCUAAGAGGAAAGUGCAGAAGGAGCAGGCCGAUAAGUUGGCUCGAGAGCACGGAAUCCGAUUUUUUGAGACAAGUGCCAAAUCCAGUAUGAAUGUGGAUGAGGCUUUCAGUUCCCUGGCUCGGGACAUCUUACUCAAGUCUGGAGGCCGGAGAUUGGGGAACCAUCACAAGCCCCCCAGCACUGACCUGAAGACCUGCGACAAGAAGAACACCAGCAAGUGCUCCCUGGGCUGAGGACCCCCUGCGGCCUUCCCACCCUGAGCCUGGAGGUGGAGCCGGCCGGCCGGGGGAGCCAGGGCUGAGGGACUGCACAGGGAGGGGCCAGCGGUGCCUGAGAGGCGGGUUGGUGGUGAGGAGCCGAGGAGAAGACAGAGAAGAGAAAGAAGGAAACCAGGGGACUGGAGAAGUGUAGGAAGGAACAGAGGAAGUGAAGGAAGGUGAGGGGGAGGAUGAGAGGGAGGAGGAAGGGUAGGACGGAUAGCCUCAGGCCGUGGACUUUCUCUGGAUUUUUAGGUCACGAAUAUAUGUAAAUAUACUGAUUUAUUUUGAUACUCGAUCAGGUUUUUGAGUCCUGGGAGAGGCUGGCUCAGCCCCACUCUCUGAAGGUUUGUCACGCUGCAUGGUCUUCCUCUGUAUUAAAGGCCAUUCUUUGCACAACUGUC
Ictidomys tridecemlineatus (thirteen-lined ground squirrel) is the source of this 1166-nucleotide messenger RNA. It is a transcript of the gene Rab13, whose product is annotated as RAB13, member RAS oncogene family. Lineage: Eukaryota; Metazoa; Chordata; Mammalia; Rodentia; Sciuridae. The record is from RefSeq and is a predicted model, not a curated record. Gene Ontology annotation, molecular function: GTPase activity; GTP binding.